Odocoileus virginianus texanus is the source of this 1853-nucleotide messenger RNA. The record is from RefSeq and is a predicted model, not a curated record. NCBI's taxonomy places the organism in Eukaryota, Metazoa, Chordata, Mammalia, Artiodactyla, Cervidae.
GAUUGAACAAUAGCAGCAACAAAAUGUGAUCAUAUCUAGUGCCCCACCCUGCUUGUUAAUCACUGCAAUGAGAUAAGCCAAAGGUCAUGCAGCUUCCCACUCCUUUCUCUCCUGGUACCUGCACCUUGGGGGCAGUUUGCAACUUAUUUCCUUUCUAUUUUCGUGGAAUUAUAGUCUACUAAAAUUCCCUUGAGAUUUGCUCAGUCCAAUGGAAUUCAAGAAAAGUGGGCCCUGAUAUACAGCAUAAAUGUCUAAAUCUUGACUCAUCACCUAUGUACUAGGUAGGCACAGCAGCAGCUUUUAUAAUAACAUAGUUCAUUUCAUGAUUUAAAAAAAUUUUUUUUUGUGAUUGAGAUGUUGAUCAGAGGAAAUGGAUGAGGAAAUUUCAGUAGCAAGUUCUGUAGUAACGGGGUAGGAAAGUGUGAUUCAAUCUGGCCCUAUGUUUGCUACUGGGGGACGUUUGCUUUUGGGCGACGCUUGCUGCCCUGAACCUGGGCGUAUUGUGGGUGCAGAAGAGUUGCCUUUCAUUCCUCAACUAAUUUAUCUGCCGUCGUACCCCUCAAAACCAAUCACCUUGAUGACGCUGUGCGGUCUGGUCUACGCUAUUCUGCGACGGGGUCGGGGCAAUCUCCAGUCAGGUUUCCCAAAUCCUGACCCAGUGCUCAAUGCCUCAGUAGCUGCGCAAAGCCCCGGUGUUGGACGCACCAGAAACUAGUGCUCGGCCGAGUGCGCCUGGCCACUCCCAGAACUACUUUCAGAGGAGAUUGCAUCAAGGGAGGGGGCCCUGGAAGGUGUUUAAAAGGGGCUUGACUGGGUGGGUCCCUCCAGUGCCUCUACAGGACUCCAGGAGACAGGGAGGCAGUUCUCGCUGAAGUUCCUUGCUCGUCUGGAGGCCCAUCCUCAUCAUGUCUUCGAAGGAGUCUCUUUCUGGACCUGCUCCAGAGUGUAAAGAAGGCCAGAGGCGCAGGAGAACCAAGUACGACAAAAACCAGUACAAGAUUCUUUUCGAGGCUUUCCAAAGUGACGCUUACCCUGAUAUUAAUAUCAGAAUGGCUCUGGCCAAGCGAAUCAAGGUUCCUGAGCCAAGAGUCCAGGUGUGGUUUCAGAACAGAAGAGCUCGAGAUCCUCUCUGGAAAACAAAGAAGGGAAAGGCACGCCCCCAGGUUCCAGCACCCAUUCAUAGAAGAGUUGGUGCCGCAGCUCUAAGACCCAGUCACAGAGGUCUCUGUGCCCCCAACUGCCCUUGCCAGCAGUGUCUUCUGGCGGCCCAGAGGGAUGCCAGUUUAUUUUCCUCAAAGCCAGGAAAUGCUUCUGGUCAAGCUGGUUUUGGGGGGUAUGUUGGUAACCUGGGCAUGAAUAUGGCCUCGCGUAACCUGCCGACGGCAGCUGAUGAGCCUUCUGGAGACCUGCGCUACUCUUUCUCCUCGAGCUUCAACCUCCACUAUUUCUCCUCAGGCUUCAACCCCACAGUUCUCACGGCUUCCCCACAGUGCUCUCCACAACUGGAAGCUGGCCGUGCAGAGACUUAUGUGGCGGGCCCUGAACAGCUCCUGGCUCAAGGGAACGAGGCCCCGCAGGGAUACGGGCAGUGUCCUCCCUCUGGUGAGCAGCAGCCAUGGGGGAGCUGGCAGCCUUCGCCGGCUCUGGAGCCAGAGAUGGAGUUCGCGCAGCCACCAUCCCAGAGCCUGGAGGCCGCUGUGCCCCCGUGGCCCUGUUGGUCACUUCCGCCUACUCCAGCCUCGUCACCCCCUCAGCCCCCUCUGCCCCAGGAGCUGUGUUCCCAUCGUGCUCCUCAGCCCGCUCUGAUGAAGGCACCUGCCCACAUCAGUAGCCGGUUCCAUCCCUACCUCUGA